AUGGCAUCUCUCAACCUCUCGACCAACGGUCCCUCCAUCAACAAAAGCUACCAAUCUGUUGUUAACGCCACUCUCCCAUCCGGCUCUCCAACUUAUGGUCAAUGGGCCCUGUUCUCCGUCUCCGCCCCACUAGUCAAUGCCUUUCAACAGGAUGCCGGAAACAAAGAGAGUGUCCUGAAGGUCCAAACCACCGGAGACGGUGAAUUGGACGAUCUCAUCGAAGAGUUCUCCGAGGGUCGAGUUCAAUUCGCCUACCUCAAGGUCAUUGAUCCCAACACCGGUCUGCCCAAGAAUGUAUUGAUCGCCUGGUGCGGUGAGGGUGUCCCUGAGCGGACAAAGGGCUACUUCACCAGUCACCUGGCCAGUGUUUCCAAGUUCCUACAUGGGUACCAUGUGCAAAUCACAGCUCGCGCCGAUGGUGACCUGACCCCCCAGGGUAUCAUCCAACGGGUCGGAGAUGCUUCGGGCUCCAAGUACUCGGCUUCAUCACAGGGUCCCGCCGUAACUCCCGCUGCCAACCCCCGCCCUCCCGUCGCGACUAAACCCGCCUUCACCCCGUCCCGAUCUGGCGGCAUUUCCGUCCCAACUCCAUCAGUCGCCCGCCCUUCCGUCUCAUCAAAUGUCGAUGAUGAUGGCUGGGGUGCCGAUGCUCCUCCCGUCACAAGAUCUCAACUUGAAAAGGUCCAGCCAGCUUACCAACCUACCCGCGUGAACCUGCAGCAAUUGAAGUCGGAGAACCAGGCCCCCGCCCCACGACAAGUCCCCACGGCUUCGGGAAGCGGUGCUGAUGUGGUGGGUGGCGGCUACCAGCCCAUCGGCAAGGUCGACAUUGCGGCCAUUCGGCGACAAGCAGCCGCGUCAGGUGAGACGAAGGAUGAUCGUCCUUCGAUUGUGAAGGGGUCCUACGAGCCAGUGGGCAAGGUGGACAUCGCGGCCAUUCGGGCCAGAGCCCAGAAGCCCGAGGAUGCCCCCGAGCCCACCAGAAGCCCUGCUCCUGUUCCUCAGAACGAGCCCGUGAACUUGCCCGUGCGACCGGCGGUGGUGGAGAGCUCUUCUGAGCGACUGACAUCUUUGCCCAAGCCCAAGGUCGCCAACAAAUUCGGAGGCGGCCCGUCGUUCGGUGGCACCAAGCCGCCUCUUCCUUCAGGAUCCUCGGCCGCUGUUGCCCCCGCGCCUAUCGGCAGCGCCAGCCGUACCUUUGCCGACCAGGGAGGCAAGACUCCGGCCCAGCUCUGGGCAGAACGCAAGGCCAAGGAGCGUGGUGAAGCUCCCGCUCCCGCUCCCUCCGCGGAACCAUCGCAGCCCAUCCAGAGCCAGGCCAGCGGUCAAAACGAGUGGAAGAGUUCUUACGCUGGCAAGUCUUGGGCUACCGUCCAGACCGUACAGGAUCGGGCGGCCCCCGAAGUGGCUGAUGUGCGAGCCAACGAGCCUGCUGAGUCGGCGCAACCUCCCUCUCACGUCCAUGAUGUUCGUGACCAGUUCGCCCCGGAGCCCUCGCAGCCCGCUCCUCCUCCCGUCCCCCAAGCCAAUCGUCCCGUCCCAGCUCCCAUUCCUGUUCCUAUCCCGGUGCCUGGACUCCCUGCUGGGCCUACAGAGCCCACCGAGCCCGAGGAGGAAGAGCACGAUCUCGCGAUGCCCGUUGGCCGCGGUGUUGAAGAGCCAGCCGUGGCAGAUGCUCACGAGGAGCAGGACGCUCCUCCUCCCCCGAUGCCCGUCCGGAGCCUGCAAGAGGCCAUUCCUGACGAGAGAGAUCUCGAGGAGACCCAAGACCUUGGCCGUGCCACCGCCGAAGCCACCGCUCCUGAUCAUUCCCAGGGCGGAAUUCGGGCUCAGGUCCAAUUCGACUACGAGAAGGCCGAGGACAACGAAAUUGAACUCCGAGAGGGUGAGUUCGUGACGGAGAUUGAGAUGGUGGACAAAGAUUGGUGGUUGGGUGUUAACGCUCGUGGAGAGCACGGUCUCUUCCCUGGAAACUAUGUUGAGGUUGUGGAGGAUGACGAGGCCGGUGCGGCUAUCCAUGAACAUGCUCAUGAGCCUGUCCGUGAACCUUCUCCCGAGCCUGAACCAGUUCAUGUCCCUGCCCCCGCGCCUGUUCCCGCUGCUGUGCCCGCCCCACCCCCGUGGCACCAGCCAGCUCGAAGGGACAGACAGCGACUGCGCUCUAUGAUUAUGAGGCAGCAGAAGACAACGAGAUCAGUUUCCCCGAGAAUGCGAAGAUUCUGA
This is a messenger RNA of Penicillium manginii, 2223 nucleotides long. RefSeq names its product putative actin binding protein. The record is from RefSeq and is a predicted model, not a curated record. The transcript is spliced from 4 exons. The coding region runs from base 1 to 2223 and encodes 740 amino acids. Lineage: Eukaryota; Fungi; Ascomycota; Eurotiomycetes; Eurotiales; Aspergillaceae. Gene Ontology annotation, molecular function: actin filament binding. Gene Ontology annotation, biological process: regulation of actin filament polymerization. Gene Ontology annotation, cellular component: plasma membrane; cortical actin cytoskeleton; actin filament.